AUGGCUGCUGCAAUUGUGGGACACAUGUCUAAACGAUGUUUUGGCCAUUUUUCGAUGGUUCAUAGAUCAGUCUUCGGUCCACAUACUUUUGCAGAUCCGAUAACAGAUAUUGCAGAGGUAAGAUGAAUCUUCUUUUGGCUUUUCAUUCUUGCUUAGACGUUGUUUUUAGUGCUAAAUGAGAAACUAAUUGUAUUACGACUUUUACAGAUUUUCUUCUGAAUUUCUUUUACGUCAUGGUGAAUAUAGUUAAUCUUUUUAGCUGAAAAAGCCAAUUCCCGAAGAUGACCUCCGCAACUAUAGGUACUUGAAGCCCAUGAACACAGAUCAAGUCCCGGUAUUUUAUCGAGAUCAUGUUAUUGACAAGUUAAUUCGAGUUUGUAUGAAGGAAGGAAAGAAAGAUCUCUCGAGGAGGAAUGUCUAUGCUGCUUUAGAAUUGGUGAAGAGGAUUCAAUAUAAGAAAUGGUUAAAUAAGAAGGAAGACGAAUACGUGGAGUUGGAUCCGUUUGUGAUUGCUAACAAGGCGAUUAGGAAUUGUACUCCCUUAAUGAAAUUAUUACCUUAUGUUAGAGGUGAGUUGGUUUCGUUUUUCUUCUAUAUUUAGAUAUUAUCUCAAAGAACAAAGGGAUUAUUGGCCAGAAAGGAGAUGUAACCGAAAAGUUGACUAAUCUGCGUUGAUUUAGGUGGUGUAACAUACCAGGUUCCCUUCCCCAUUCGGCCAUCUGAAGCAGAGUUCAAGGCAAUGAAGAUGAUGCGAAAUAUAUGCCGGGAGCGCUCCUUCCACGGCGCCACGCAUUUCCCGAAUAUAAUGGCGUCAGAAUUGGUAGCCGCUUUUGAAAACGAAGGGUUGACGGUUCAGGCUAAACAGGAUCUUCAUAAACAAUGCGAGGCCAACAGAGCUUUUGCUCAUUACCGCUCGAAAUAG
Messenger RNA from Bursaphelenchus xylophilus (pine wood nematode), 922 nucleotides. Lineage: Eukaryota; Metazoa; Nematoda; Chromadorea; Rhabditida; Aphelenchoididae. The record is from the annotation of a GenBank genome assembly.